Molecule: messenger RNA, 1248 nt
Organism: Caenorhabditis auriculariae
Lineage: Eukaryota; Metazoa; Nematoda; Chromadorea; Rhabditida; Rhabditidae
Source: the annotation of a GenBank genome assembly
AUGCAAAACUUGUUAAAUCAGGUAAAUUUUGUAAUGAGAAAAGAGUUGAAUUUCCAGGAAAGGGGGUCUGUGGCAAGGUCGGCGUCAGUCCGUCUGACGUUUUCGAAACUAUGCGAGAACGCGAAAGACAAGUCGGUUAUUAUGUUCACUGAAAUCGAAAAAUAGUUCCUUUAACAAUGCAGACGGCUUUAAUAGCAAAUCAAAACGCGGUGAAUGCGGCUUCUUCGUUGAAAAAUUGGAAAAAAGUUGCUCUCGGGGAACAAGUCGAGGUAGUUUUUCAGUGGAGUUUAUAAGAGCUUUUUCUUAUCUGCAGUAACUGGCGAGUCACUUUUUUUUCAUCAUACGUUCAAAACUAAUUUUUGAGCGCGGAAGAACAGUUUUCUAUUUCAAAAAGUCGAGCCAAGCUGUGGGAACGACGGCAGAUAACCCAGAGCUUGAUUGGAUGUCUCCUUCCCUUUUGACCGCAAAAUAACAUGAAAUAGAGGAUUAAUAGUGGAUUUAUUUGAAGAGGUGAAGCCAAUCAAUCACACUGAGGGGAUCUUCUAUUGCUUUUGAACCAAACAAUUGUUUUUAAUAAGUUUUGAACGCGGCAUUAGAUUGAGCGCUGCUCGGCGCAACUGGUUCAUCGGAAGACGGUAACGGAGGCUCAAAUCGAGGAGUUGAUCCAAUUGGCCGAUUCUCUUCGUAAUCGGCUCAACCUUCAGACGACUUCAAGUAAAGGAGUUUCCUUUUUUGUAGAAGACAAUCAGUUAAAAAAAAGAAAAAAGAAAAAAGGUUUCAUUUAAUAUUUUUUUUGAAGCUCUUCGAUAUAAAUUCAUAUCAAAAAAAGUUUUAAAUUUUUAAUGGGUUCUGUUUUUCAGAGCUUAAUACUAUCCGAGAAAACCCUGAUGCUUUCAUUCAACCGCAACAAAUGAGUAAUUUUUUUUGAGUUCUACAGUCUGUGUGCCACGACUUGAAAUUUCACCGAACGACAUUCCGCUGUUCCGCUGCGUGCGUUUUUCGAAAUUAGGUCACGCUUUCAAUUGAUUGUUAUUGCUGUGGGAGCACAUGAAAGUAGAGUACCAGGAUGAAAAAAAAAAAAAAUUAAAAGCGCGACCAAGUUUCGCAAAGGCGCGCGGCGGCACAGCGGAAUGUCGUUUGGUUAAAUUCCAAGUCGUGGUACACAGGCUAUAUUUAAUUGAUUUUUUUAAAGGCGUUACUAAUAGCUCAGCUGGAGCUCCAGAAGACGGCAAACCUAUCAUCCUUUGA